AUGGAUUUCUUUUCUCCUUACUCCAACUUUGGUGGCUACAGCAACGACAACUAUGGUUACUACAGCCGACCACAAUCCAGACGACAGUCUCGACAGCAGCAGAUGCUAAGACGACAGGAAGCACAGCGACAGGCCGAAGCUCGAGAGUAUGCUCGACGAGAAGCAGAGAAUCGGGCUUACUACAAACACAGACAAGAGGUUUACCGACAGAAACAGCGUGAGGCUGAGGCUCGACGACAAGCUGAGGCACGAGCUUACUACGACCAGUUGGCCCGACAGCAGCAGCAGAAGGCUCGACGACAGCAUCAGUAUGUUUCUGAUCCCUUUGCUCAGCUCUUGGGUAUUAACGACCCCUCAUCUAUCCCUUUCCAUAACUUCGACGAGUCUGAUGGCGAGUACGAGUACGUUGCACCCACUUCUCAGGAUGUGGCUAUGUCUUCUCCCACUGCUUCCGAGUCCAACACCGAUGUUGAGGACUCUGACUCUGACUCUGACAACGAUGUCUUCUACGACAGCUUGGAGUCUGCCGAACCUUCUGAUGACUCUGACUCUGACUCUGACUCUGACUCCGUGACCGAUUAUGUGGAGCCUGCUCCUACUGUUGUUGUUUACUCUACUCCCCAGCCCGCUGUGGAGAAGAACGUCACCAAGAGACUUCAGAAGAUGGCACCUGUCAUUGAGCGACACGUUGAGACCUUUGAGCGAAUCAAAAAGGCUGCUUCUGGCUCUUCCUCCGACUCUUCUGACGAUUACGAGUCUCUUUUGAGCUCCACCAAGUCUCGACUCAAGGUCAUUCAGAACGCCCAGAUGAAAUUGGAGCAGCUCUACGACCAACUAGACUCCAUCAAGACCGACAACAAGAAGGACAAGGCCAUGCGAACUACUCUGAUCAAGAAGUCUGUUGGCACUGCUGAAGCCAUUGACAGUGUGGUCCAAAUUCUCAAGGAGCAGCGAAAUUACUACAAGCAGUGCAUCGAAGAGGACAGUGGGUCUGACUCUUCGGUCGACUCUGCCUCUGACACCAGCUCCUCUGACACUAGCUCCUCGGACAUCAUCUACCAUGUCACGCUGGAGGAGGUUCCUGACUCGGACUUGUCUGAGCUGUCUGAGUAA
Molecule: messenger RNA, 1113 nt
Organism: Yarrowia lipolytica CLIB122
Lineage: Eukaryota; Fungi; Ascomycota; Dipodascomycetes; Dipodascales
Source: RefSeq, a predicted model, not a curated record